Molecule: messenger RNA, 1803 nt
Organism: Lachnellula hyalina
Lineage: Eukaryota; Fungi; Ascomycota; Leotiomycetes; Helotiales; Lachnaceae
Gene: PNG1
Product: Protein PNG1
Exons: 3
Coding region: 1-1803 (600 amino acids)
Biological process (GO): glycoprotein catabolic process; protein quality control for misfolded or incompletely synthesized proteins; protein deglycosylation
Cellular component (GO): nucleus; cytosol
Molecular function (GO): peptide-N4-(N-acetyl-beta-glucosaminyl)asparagine amidase activity
Source: RefSeq, a predicted model, not a curated record
AUGUAUAGCAAACACCGGAGCAAGGUCAAGGAUGCAACCAAUCAAAGCUCGUACAUUGCAAUCCGAGAUCCACUCUUAAACCUCACCCUGACUCCUGAGGCAGCACUGCAAAGAGUCGUCGUCAGCUCUUCCACGCAUGGCUGCAAGGGCUUCAAACCGAGCCAAUCAGCAUCUCAUAUACCAGGCCGUCAAGGCUGCACCGCGCAGGCCUCCCGACUCGCUGCGAGUGACUUGGGCUUUUGGUGCCGGUGGCUGCAAGAAGCAAGUACCUUCGUACCCGGGUAUCCUAACUAUCAAUUCAAUAUAGGACGGAUACAAGUCCACGAGCGGUGCGAACAUUGGGAUAAGGAGGACUCGUUCGACUCCCUCGACAUCUUCCUCGCGUACGACGAGAUGGCCGACCCGAAUGGCAUCGGGUCACCGCAGAACGGCGGGGACUAUGACGAGCGAUGGGCGAAAGAUCUACGGGUGCAAUUCGAGGGUUUAUUACGCACGAAACGACUGAACGAACUCGAUCAAUCGCGAACCUCAUCUCCGUCACCUCGAGAACGAGCGUCGUCAAACAAUCUUCGAGCUUCACCUCAAGCAUCUUCUUCUCUCAAACCACCACCAUCACCAGGCUACCGGCCAUCAUCGUCCAGUGGCCAAGGGCAUGCGUCCGCCACAACACCUCCUUCAUAUGCGUCGUUACGAACAUUACCAAAGGUCCCUUCACCUCCAGCCGAUGCGCAAUCGCAAAAGUUCCGCAACUUGAUGAUCUCUCUAGCACUAACACCCACGAAAUACGAAAACCCAGGAUUAUUAGACGAAGCGUUACAGGUCAUUCCAUUGGAUAGAAUAUAUGGCGAGGCUGAAGAGGAAAGCCAAGUGCUCCAAGCACAGGCAGAGAGUAUGGGAGAUGGCAGACGACCCGAAUGGGGGUAUCAAGACUGUGUUAUCCGCGCAUUACUAAGAUGGUUCAAGCGAUCGUUCUUCUCAUGGGUCAACAACCCCCCAUGCUCGGUCUGUCUAUCACCAACAAUUGCGCAAGGAAUGACACCUCCAACGGACGACGAGAGAGCAUAUGGUGCGCUUCGAGUCGAAUUAUAUAGAUGUUCUGCUGGUGAUUGUGGAUCUUAUGAAAGAUUUCCACGCUACGGCGAUGUGUGGCGACUUCUACAAACACGAAAGGGACGAUGUGGAGAAUGGGCCAAUGUCUUCAGCAUGCUGUGUCGAGCAGUUGGUGGUCGUGUAAGAUGGGUAUGGAAUGCUGAAGAUCAUGUUUGGACGGAGGUUUACUCGGAGAUGCAAAAACGAUGGAUUCAUGUCGACGCUUGCGAAGAGGCAUGGGACAACCCCCGACUAUAUUCUGAUGGAUGGGGAAAGAAAAUGUCCUAUUGCAUUGCAUUCUCCAUCGAUGGUGCGACAGAUGUCACCCGACGCUACGUUCGCAAGAGCUCGCAAGCUCUCGAACGCAACAGGUGUCCAGAAGAGGUGAUGCUCUACAUCACCAACGAGAUCCGCAGCCUUCGACGAUCGAACAUGGCAAAGGAUCAACGCUUCCAGUUGGAAAAAGAGGACUCGAGAGAAGACGAAGAAUUGAGAGGCUACUUUGUUUCAUCAAUUACUCGAUCCGUCGUAUCCAACCUCGGAGAACCAUCAAUGACCUCAAACGCUCACCGUCCUCGAACAUCGGAAGACCAGAAGCUGCCUAUUGAGCAGCCUGCCGGUAGACAGAGUGGCGCUCAGGAGUGGGUCAAUGCGAGAGGAGAGGGUCAACGUCGCCAACAACACUCAAGAGAUCCCUCGCAACGCGGACACUGA